Molecule: messenger RNA, 2607 nt
Organism: Trichogramma pretiosum
Lineage: Eukaryota; Metazoa; Arthropoda; Insecta; Hymenoptera; Trichogrammatidae
Product: putative fatty acyl-CoA reductase CG8306
Exons: 7
Coding region: 601-2124 (507 amino acids)
Biological process (GO): long-chain fatty-acyl-CoA metabolic process
Cellular component (GO): peroxisome
Molecular function (GO): alcohol-forming very long-chain fatty acyl-CoA reductase (NADP+) activity
Source: RefSeq, a predicted model, not a curated record
UUUUUUUUCUCUCUCGUCAUUAUCCUCGUGCGAGUAGGAGUUAAAGUAGCUGCGGCGUGUGCCAUUCGCGUCAAUCGUAUUAUCGUUACGACGUGUGUGAUUACACUUUAUACAUCUCCGCGCGCAACGUCGCGCGUACGUUGUCAGACGUAGUUUUUUUUUCAUAAAUAUUAUACGAGAGUGUACAGAGCUCGGAAGAUCGGAGCAGCUGCAAAUACACAGACGCGCACUCACACGGAUGGACGGGCUCUUGUGUGGAGCGCGCCUAAUAUUAUAUACAUGGCUAUGUGUGUAUAUAACUGCCUGAGAGGUGGUCGGGGCUGUAUAUUCUAGUCGCUCUCUCGGUGUUGUGCAGCGUGCGGACACCAGUUCAGUUGAGUUUCGCAGGUUGCCGGCAACGCACGCCAAAACACGUGCUGCUCUCUCUCUUACUCUCGGCCAGUUCAUUUGUGCGUCGCUUUGUUUUGAAAUUCUUCAUCAAAAUAAACAAACGCCCAGCAAGUUGCAGAUUACAUCGAACAUCCGUAACGCGCUUGCGUUUACCUUGUUUCACGACGAUAGCAGACGUCUGACACAACGUACAGCAGCAGAAUCAGCAAUAUGGAAUCCGCGGUGGCUAAUUACUACCAGGACAAGAGCGUCUUCGUGACCGGUGGCACCGGCUUCCUCGGCAGUGCCCUCAUCGAGAAGCUGCUCAGGUGCUGUCCCGGCAUCAAGAACAUCUACUUGAUCAUCAGGCAGAAGCGAGGCAAGACGGCCGAGGAUCGUCUGCCGGAAGUGCUCCAGAACUCUGUCUUUGAUAGAUUAAGAGAAGAAGGAAAAACUGACUUAUUCAAGAAAGUCAUUGCUAUCAGUGGAGAUAUUGGAGAAAAAGAAUUGGCACUAUCGGAAGAGGAUCUCGAUACAUUGUCUGAAAAUGUUCAUGUUGUAUUCCAUUCAGCAGCAACCUUGGAUUUUGAAGCAGACUUGAAAAAUACUGCUAAUGUUAAUUUACUUGGUACUCGACGAGUGGUUGAAUUAUGCAAAAAGCUCAAAAACUUUAAGUGCCUUGUGCAUGUUUCCAGUGCCUAUGUUAAUUCCUAUAUUACAGAAGCCUAUGAACGAGUAUAUGAAGCCCCUACAGAGGUGGAAGGAUUACUAAAAAAAGUAAAGAAGUACGCCACCCAAGAGCUUAUUCCAAUGACAGCAGAUAUCAUUGGAAACCAUCCCAAUUCAUAUACUUUUACUAAACAUUUAGCUGAGCAUGAAGUUGUAAAUUCAAAAUUACCAUCAGUAAUUGUUCGUCCUUCUAUGAUUGUGGGUGCUUGGAGAGAACCAAUUCCUGGUUGGACCAUUUCUAAAAAUGGACCUCAAGGAUUUUUGAUGGGAGCUAGUAAAGGUGUUGUACGUCGCUUGCCUGUUGCUGAAAAUCUUAUAUAUGAUUACAUUCCAGUUGAUAUUGUGGUAAAUUCUCUGGUAGUAGCGCCUUAUUCUGUUGAAAGAGAUAACCCAUCUACAACCACAGUUUAUCACCUUACAUCAAGUACCUGCACUCCUUUUAGAUGGGCAGCUGUAACGGAUAAAAUAAAUGGUUAUCUGCACAGAUAUCCACUGGCUAGUGCUGUUUGGUAUCCUAGUUUAAAACUGGUUCCAUCUUUAACUCACUUUAGAAUUUCUGCCUUUUUUGUACACAUGAUUCCAGCUUAUAUCUUGGAUACUAUUACUAGAAUAGCUGGAGGUAGACCUGUAUUGGUUCGUCUACACACAAGUGUGAAUAAAUCUCUUGACAAACUCGAAAAAUUCAUUUUCACGGAAUGGAAAUUCCAUAACACGAAGACUCUAGAAUUGCAUGAAACUCUCAAUGAUAAAGAUAAAGAUCUGUUUACUAUGGAUAUUAGGCCAAUUGAUUGGGAAACUUACUUCAUUGAUUUAUCAAAAGGUGUUAGGGUGUAUUUGAACAAGGAACCUAUGAAAAAUUUAAAUAAAGCCUUGAGAAAAGAUAAGAUUUUACUAGUUCUUCAUUUACUUCUUCAAUCAUUGAUUUUGAGUUUUAUUUGGUGGUCAUUCAAAUCGAUUUUUGGCAUGGGCUGGACUGAAACAGGAAUGAUUGUUCCACUCACAUACUUCCUUAUGAGUUUACUAUAAAUAACACUUCUUCGGGUUCAAAACGGAACUAUAUACUAAAAAUAUUUUAGUAGUUGAUGAUGUUACUUUCAUAAUGAAAUUGAUGAAAACGGAAAAAAUUUAAUAAGCAAUGUUAUUCAGGCACAUCAACAUGAAUGAUACUUUGCCUUUUUAUAUCAACAUCGUUAUAUUAAAAAUAUAUUAGUGAUAUUAAACUGAUAUAAUUUAAUUACACAUUGUAAUAGUACAUUUAAUACAUUUAUUAUAUUUAACUUAUUCAAAGAUUAAAAUUUAUGUAAAUUCAAAGGAUUGAUUUUGUUAGAUCACGAAUGAAUUUUUAUUUAUGAAAAUAGAUUUUUUAGGUGCAUCAUAAUCAUAUUUAUAUUAUAAUUAUAAUGCAUUAUAAUCAUAUUUAUAAUCUCUUAGUCGUAUAAGAGGUGAAAUGAUUAUUUUGUACUGCAUAUGUUUAUACUUGACAAUAUUGAGUGGCUAAUAAAAAUAUUU